AUGCCGCGCACACAAGAAGAAUACGAAGAGAUAAGUGAAAAAAUUUCUUAUAUUGUACAUCAAGAUGAACGAACCGAGGAUGGAUAUUUUCAUUCGCAAGUAUAUUGCCAAAUCCGUGAACCUAAUCGACUAUCAUUUAAACAAUUACAUCGAGUAUUCGGCGAUGAUACAUUUCAUUUCGAUAUUGUUUAUGGAAAUUUUAAUGAAUGCUGUAAUUAUUGUAAGAAAAUAUAUAACAGAUGUAAAUUACAUAAUAAUCCGAACCAUGGUAAACCAUGUAAAUGUGAUUAUUUCGAUUUGUCUAAGUAUUGUAGUCUAUGUUCACCAGAAUGUGAACAAUAUCGAACCCUUGUACGUUGGGAUACAACAGAUUUAAGUGAUACAUAUCCAUUCGAAUUUGGAGUUCCACGAAAACAUCGACGAGUAAUGGAUGAAACGCCAAAGAAACAAUAUGAUUAUCAAAUUUCUAAAUCAUAUUACGAGGAUAUUGAAAAGAUAAAAUACAUUAGGGAGAAUCAAAUUCCUUUUGAGGAUGUUUGUAAGAAACCUGAAUUAAUACCCGAUCGUUGGUAUAAUACUACUACUGGGUGUAAGGAAAUAACUAAAUGUCGACAAAAGAUUGCAGAAAUUGAAUCAAAACAGCACUAUGUUUCUAAAUUCUCAUCUGAGGAUUUUGAUAUUACAAAUAAGAUAAAACAGUGGGUUAAAUAUAAUAUUAAUUCAAAGAAAGAUCGAUAUCAAUCAUUGUUAUUAAUUGGUGAAACAAAAACUGGAAAAACUUCAUGGGCUAAAAGUCUUGGUCGACACAUUCAUUGGUCGGGAAUAGUUUAA
This is a messenger RNA of Paraglomus occultum, 831 nucleotides long. The record is from the annotation of a GenBank genome assembly. Lineage: Eukaryota; Fungi; Glomeromycota; Glomeromycetes; Paraglomerales; Paraglomeraceae.